AGGACAUCAUCCUUGCGUCCGUGCCGUGCAUGUCAUGCAGGGCAAAAACAAUAACGCCCAAUUGUGGACACCCACCGAGGCACGUUUCCAAAAAAAGAUUCUACACAGUCGAGUGUAGAAGUCCAACAGAAACUCGGAGGAAAAAAUGUGAAGAAUGAGUCAACUUGUGCGGACUUUUAACGCCAGCUCUGCAGUAAACAUUUUGUUGGGUUGGCAUUGUCUUUCAGAAGACAAAGAGCCCUCGACACUCAAGCCAUCUCUUUAACUGAACAUUUUUAUGUUCUUCCACAUCUUUGCCAGUGAAUUUGGCUCCAGGACAUCAUUUUCGGAGAGAAUUGGCUUCCUGCCUUUGUGGUUCAGCCUCAUGUUUGCUGUGUGGAUGCUGUCCCUCUUCCAAUAACUCCACUGUUACACGACUGGUUUUCAGCUUCUUUUUGCUUUUGGGGACCUUGGUGUCAGUCAUCAUGAUCCUACCUGGAAUGGAAACUCAGCUGCGCAAGAUUCCAGGAUUCUGCCAAGGUGGAAGUACUAUACCUGGCUUGGAAAAUCAGUUCGACUGUGAUUCCAUCUUGGGCUACAAAUCUGUGUAUCGAAUGUGCUUUGCCAUGACUUGCUUCUUCUUCCUCUUCUUCAUUAUCAUGAUUCGUGUUAGGAGCAGCAAAGACCCUCGUGCAGCUCUUCAAAAUGGAUUCUGGUUCUUUAAAUUUCUAAUCCUCGUUGGAAUUACCGUGGGAGCAUUUUUCAUCUCUGAUCCAAUGUUCAAUACUGUGUGGUACUAUUUUGGAAUAGUGGGCUCCGUCCUCUUCAUUAUCAUCCAACUCAUUCUCCUCAUUGACUUUGCACACUCCUGGAACAAAGCGUGGGUAGAAAAUGCUGAAAAUAAUGACAACAAGUGCUGGUAUGCAGGCCUGCUUACUUUCACCACCCUCAAUUAUGCCUUGGCUUUCACUGCUGUCGUGCUGUUUUAUGUGUACUACACGCAGCCAGAUGACUGCACAGAGCACAAGGUUGUCAUCAGCCUCAACCUUAUCUUCUGUAUCAUCGUCUCUAUUGUCUCUAUCCUGCCCAAAGUCCAGGAUGCCCAGCCUUACUCUGGCCUGCUACAGGCUUCUAUCAUCUCUCUCUACACCAUGUAUGUCACUUGGUCGGCUAUGACCAACAAUCCAAAUCGCAAGUGUAACCCCAGCCUGUUGAGUCUACUGACGAAUGUCAGCAGCUCCACACCGUCCUUGGAACCCACGGCGAAACAUUUGCAGUUAUGGGAUGCUCAGAGCAUUGUUGGUUUGAUCAUCUUCUUCCUCUGCACCCUCUACGCUAGCAUUCGUUCAUCAAGUAACACUCAGGUCAACAAGCUGCUGCAAACGGAGGAGGGCAGCGGAGAUAGUGGAGGGGGUGUUGUGGAAGAGAAUGGCGUACGCAGGGCUGUGGACAAUGAAGAGGACGGGGUCGUUUAUAACUACUCGGCCUUCCACUUUCACUUGGCUCUAGCCUCGCUGUAUAUCAUGAUGACCCUCACCAACUGGUAUCUACCCAACACCGACACCAAAGUCUUGCAGAGCAGCAUGCCCGCCGUCUGGGUGAAGGUGUGCUCCAGCUGGCUCGGUCUCAGCCUGUAUCUGUGGACGCUCAUCGCCCCACUCAUCUUCACUGACAGAGAUUUCAGCUGAGCUGCAGGUCCUUUUUUUUCAGUUGGUUUUAUGCUUUCAUGGCGUGCUUUAUAGAUUUAAAGGGUCAUAAAUUGGAUGGAAACAUAUUGGAAAUUCAUUUAGAUUUUGUUUUUGCCUUUGCCAUUGUCAUAAUCAACUGCAGAUAUUAUUGGGUCAGGUUAAUGAGUGCUUAAGCCACAAGAAGUUCUGUUUACCCAUGACUCACCUCACUGGGCCAAUUCCUGCCACCUGAUAGGGCGUGACCAUGUGAGCUGUUUCUUUUAUGCUGAACUUUAGUUACCUGACUAUCACAGGCUCAGAGACAAGGCAGUUUUGCAAUACCGAUAUUGUUUUGUUUCUUGAAUGUCAUGCUGAAGAACAGAACCACUUGACUUCCAAUUAGCCACAUCUGGAUUCCUCUCUUCUUUGAUUAUUUCAAGGACUAUUUCAGUCCUGGGGGCCACGUGGGGAAACCUCCUUUUGAGCCCCAGCGAGAAAAGAGUGUAAAAGUGAGAUAAGAAUAAAAUGGCACACCCCGCAGAUCAUGACGAGGGUUCCCAAUUGCAACACGACUGUAUUUGAAAGAACAUCAUUACGUAGCCAGAAAGCUAACAUAGCACUCAUUUAAUCUCAGAUCUUCCUAGUCCAGUCAAGGUUAUAUAUCCAUGAUGUAACACCUUCCCUGUGUCUGACUGUGUUUGGCCUUGUCAACCAUGCUCAACCAUCUGUACUUGUAUAGCAACAACCAGGGAAACGUAUUGAUCUUUGGCAGAAUGCCUUCCUCAUUUGAUGCACACGGAACUCCCCGUGUUGGCGCAUAUGUCAUCAUUUUCAACAAAUUCAUAAUUUACUCUGCACUAUGCAAAUCAAUCAAACCAGUUUUAAAACCUGCUCUUGCUGUAAUCUGUUUUGCUGGUGACUAACGUUGUUUUCAAUAUUUUGUGGUUAGCCACAUUUCAAUAUGAAUGAAAUUAGUAUUAUGUAACAUUAAUAUUUUACCCCAAUCCUGACUAUGUAGGUUAGUGCAGUGUUUCCCGACCUUUAUUAAGUCAAGACGCAUAUUUUACAUUUGAACAAUCUGACGGUACACCUCUAAACUGAAAUGCCAAAGUUAGCAUUUAAAUAGCACUUUCUACCCAGUGUUAGAGCAGUUAUGUUUUGUCAAGCUCUGUAUAGUGCUGGCCUCUAUAGAAGAUUGUAUAUUCUAAAUUAAUCAAUUUCAUACCAGUCUUCCCACGUAACACUAGUUCGGAAUCGCAUGUCUCCUGAAUGUGAUGCUAUCAGUUAUUUCAGCCACAAUGCAAAACAAUCAAGUGUCUUGUUAAAAAAAAAAAAAGUUGCACAAAAUCAUCUUUAUAUUGAAGUUCUUUUGUAUCAAUCAUUUUCAAAUUUUUUUCUUUUCAAACUUUUUAUUUGUAAAUUUUUAUUGUUUUAAUCAUCUUCUGACUUAAGGAUAUUAACAAAUUGCCGGUGUCCAAGUGCUGUAUUAAGUGCCUUCUAGUUCUCAUUUCAUUAAGAAUUGUGAACACUGAUUUGUGAUUGUGUGCUGUCAGACAGAACACUAAAGCUUAUGGAUUGUAUGUGUUGGUUUUAUUACGAAUUAAACCCUAACUCACUCA
Molecule: messenger RNA, 3265 nt
Organism: Corythoichthys intestinalis (scribbled pipefish)
Lineage: Eukaryota; Metazoa; Chordata; Actinopteri; Syngnathiformes; Syngnathidae
Gene: serinc2l
Product: serine incorporator 2, like
Exons: 12
Coding region: 465-1667 (400 amino acids)
Cellular component (GO): membrane
Source: RefSeq, a predicted model, not a curated record